UCUUCUUGGCCUCGCUCUGAAGAACGUUUGAUGGCGGCUGCCAUCUUCCGUCUGCAAUUUGGACGUAGAACACUAAAUAAUCAUUCUUACGGCACGAUUGGCAGCUGUAGUUAGCUUCGUCCAACACUAAAAUCCUAUACUCCUGUUUACGGAGUUGUGAAUAGUCAUCUGGUGAAUAUUCCACGUGCAUCGGACCUGUGUCACGGCACUUGUGAAGUGGGCUGUGUCAUUUUGGAAGACAUUGAUAUUGUAGAAUUCUAACCCAGCAAGCCAAGAUGCCCGCCGUAAAAGGAGAGGGGAUGAGGGGCUUAGCCGUUUUUAUUUCGGAUAUUAGGAACUGUAAAUCUAAAGAAGCUGAAAUGAAGCGAAUAAACAAGGAACUUGCAAAUAUUAGGAAUAAAUUCAAAGGUGAUAAGCAGUUAGAUGGAUACCAAAAGAAGAAAUACGUUUGCAAGUUACUGUUUAUUUUUCUCCUGGGACACGAUAUCGAUUUUGGUCAUAUGGAAGCCGUAAAUCUGCUCUCAUCCAACAAAUACACGGAGAAACAAAUUGGCUACCUCUUUAUUUCAGUCCUCGUUAGUGCGAACAGCGAGCUAAUCAAGCUAAUUAUCCAGAGCAUCAAGAACGACUUGUCUAGCCGUAAUCCCAUCAAUGUCUGCCUUGCACUGCAGUGUAUAGCAAAUAUCGGCAAUGAAGAAAUGGUUGAUGCAGUUGGCAAAGAAGUUCCUAAGCUGUUAGUUUCUCCAGAUACAAACGACAGUGUCAAACAAUGUGCGGCACUUUGUGUUUUGAAGCUCUUCAGGCUUAAAACAGAUAUCUUGCCUCCCGGAGAGUGGACGUCAAGAAUAGUUCAACUGUUGAAUGACAAGCACUUGGGUGUGGUAACCUCUGCUGCCAGUCUCAUUCAUGGUGUUGUCCACUAUUACGCGGAUGACUACAAGGGAUGUGUUCAGCUGGCAGUCUCCAGGCUUAGCAGGAUUGUGACAUCGUCUUACACUGACCUUCAGGACUACACCUACUAUUUUGUACCGGCACCCUGGCUUUGCGUCAAGCUGCUGAAACUUCUACAGUUGUAUCCUCCCCCAGAUGACCCAGCUAUCCUUGGAAGAUUAAAUGAAUGUCUGGAGACCAUUCUAAACAAGGCCCAGGAACCACCCAAGUCAAAGAAAGUUCAGCAUUCAAAUGCAAGAAAUGCUGUUCUCUUUGAGGCCAUAAAUCAAAUCAUUCACAUGGACAGUGAACAGAGCUUGUUGAUAAGAGGUUGUAACCAGUUGGGUCAAUUUUUGACACACAGGGAAACUAACCUGAGGUAUCUUGCUUUGGAAGGACUUUGCCUGAUGUCCAACUCUGAGUUUUCAGUCGAUGCUGUUAGAAAACAUCAAGAGACUGUUGUCAGUGCACUGAAGACUGAGCGUGAUGUCAGUGUACGUCAAAGAGCUGUUGAUCUGCUCUACGCCAUGUGUGACAAGAACAACGCUGAGGAGAUUGUGUCUGAAAUGUUAACGUACCUUGAAACAGCUGAUUACUCUAUUAAAGAAGAAAUGGUGUUGAAGGUGGCAAUCCUUGCUGAAAAGUUUGCAACAGACUAUUCCUGGUACAUGGACACCAUCCUUACACUGAUCAGGAUUGCUGGAGAUUACGUCAGUGAGGAGGUGUGGUACCGUGUGAUCCAGAUAGUGAUUAACAGAGACGACAUUCAAGGUUAUGCUGCCAAGACAGUGUUUGAGGCUUUACAGUCCCCAUCCUGCCAUGAAAACAUGGUUAAAGUCGGUGGCUACAUCUUGGGAGAGUUUGGAAAUCUCAUCGCUGGAGAUCCAAGAUCAAGCCCAAUGGUUCAAUUUCAGCUGUUACACAGCAAAUUCCCAUUGUGUGCCUCCUCCACGAGAGGCCUUCUGAUGUCAACAUAUGUCAAGUUUAUAAAUCUCUUCCCAGAGAUCAAAGGACACAUCCAAGAGAUUUUGCGAAGUGAUUCAAACCUUAAAAAUUCAGAUGCAGAGAUCCAGCAGAGGGCCUUGGAGUACUUGAAACUUAGUACAGUUGCAUCUCCAGAUGUUUUGGCCACUGUCCUUGAAGAAAUGCCACCAUUCCCAGAACGCGAGUCUUCCAUCUUAGCCAAACUAAAGAAGAAAAAGAAGGAAAAGGCCGGCAUCCUUGACAAGGAAGAGAAGAGUGAACCAGCUGAGAAGCCAACAGCAAAUGGACAGGUUCCUGUGGCUAAUGAGGUUUCUGCUCCUGCUCCUGCUCCAAAUCUUGCUCUACAAGCAGAUCUCUUCAGCACAGAGCCAGCUGCACCCAACCCUGUGACAAACAACUAUGGGGCUCCUGAUACUGGCGGGGGACUGCUAGUGGACGUGUUUGAGAUGCCGGCGACACCCAUAGCAGGAAGUGCUCCAUCAGUCACGCCUGGUGCAGAGGAGAAUAUUAAGAAAUUUGUGUGUAAAAACACUGGUGUGCUCUUUGAAACUGACAUCCUUCAAGUUGGGAUAAAAUCAGAAUUCAAAGAGGGCAAGGGCACUCUUGGUAUCUUCUACGGCAACAAGACGUCAUCUCAGUUUGUUGCAUUCACUACCACUCUUCACAUGCCAGGAGAUCUGAAUACUCGUCUCAGAGUUGAAUCCAAUCCUCCCCCGAAUGUUGUGGAGGGCGGAGCCCAGGUGAAACAGAAUGUCAAUGUAGAAUGUAUCCAGGAUUUCAAGGAUCGUCCAGUUAUAGAUCUUCAAUUCAGUGUGAACGGCAUGAGUCAAAGGAUUGCUCUUCCGCUGCCUCUGUUUGUUUCCAAGUUCUUCUCGCCAACAGAAAUGAACUCACAAGACUUCUUUUCGAGAUGGAAACAGUUGGGAAAUCCCGAUCAAGAAUGUCAGCAGAUUUUUAAGGCUAAUUUUCCGAUUGACACCGAGACGAUAAAGGCAAAGCUUGUUGGGUUUGGAACGUCCUUACUUCAGAAUGUAGACCCGAAUCCUGAAAACUUUGUCUGUGCCGGUAUAAUUAAGGCGGGGACGUUACAGAUUGGAACACUGCUUCGACUAGAACCGAACAGACAAGCACAGAUGUUUAGACUGACAAUUCGUAGUUCAAGACCUCAUGUUGCGGCGACCCUUGCUGAAAUUUUGGUAGACCAGUUUUAAACCUGUUCCCAGAUGCUGACGCUUGCUGAAGGAGGCUUUGCAAAAGACCCUGCAUGCGAAAUAAACCAGUUAUUUUAUCAAACAUCACCCAGUGAAGAACAUUUCCUGUCAUAGCCUUUUCCGUAUAGUUUUGCCAUGCCUUUGAAUGCGCUGUAUAAAAUUGGUGUUAGUGUAGGAGUAAGCUUUUAUCUUGACUUCAAUAUGUUUACUUUGGCUUUUAAGUUUGCUUAACUCUAUAAUUGCUUUAUAAAAACUCGUGCAACGCUCUCCAACGCGGGAAAUCGUGACUUUCCCGCGCCAGUGGUCACAUGUUUCUAUUGUGAGUUCUGAUUGGUUUUCUGCGCUUUUUCGGCCGCGGUGAGUGGCUUCGGUCGUUUGUACAUCCGGCUCAGUGAUAGAUUCAAAACAACAGGGUAUAGCCAUUUAGCCACGGUUCUCUAUGAGAGCCUGGUGGCUAAAUGGCUAAAUAGUUAAAUUGCUUUCUUUCUUGAACACCCAAAAGAAACUAUUUAAAGAUGCGGGCAGACGUUGCUAUGCAACACGACUCGUGUACAGGUCGCAGUGCUCGCGCGAUCGUUUAACUGGAGAAUGGAGUCAGAAACUAUUCAAGUGAUUCAAAGCUUCAAUGAAGAUUUGCCAUAAACGACAGUCAUUUUCCUUUUUUAAUAUGACCUUGCACGAAGCAACGAGCUAGGGGCAAUAUUCUUCCAUUUUGACAUACCAUGCUGUUCUAGAAAGCGGAAGUCUCUAAGAAUUCUGCCACUUGACUGGAACUUUCGCGUUGAAAUUAAACUUCUGUAGAAAGUGUGCAGUUGCAACUUCAUGGUGGGGCUAAACGGACCGGAGUUUUGGUGGAAUUCCCCAGUAAACUGAACCUUUUCGUUUCGGCCAAACACAAUAUUAAUUUCCUUCGCUGGAAUCCGCAACAGAUAUCAGUAAUAUUUUCUUUUUAUAUGUUGUAGACUUAACAUUUUCAAUUCAUUGUAGAACUGAACUGGAGGUAAAAUUGUCAUUGACAGAAGACGCAGUGUUCUUGAUACGCUUGUGGCCUGUAGGAAUGUGAUGUACGUAGAAUUUAAUUGAAUAUUUUGAUCGCAAAAGCUAUCCUUUUAGUCAAAGUGACUUGUGUUUGUUGAAAUAAUACAGUUUUAAAGUAAACAUGAAGUAUAUACGUAUGAUGGGAUUAUGUCAAGUAAUCCGAAGUUGUGAUAAAUGUGGUAUUUUAAUCUAUCAAUGAUAGUUAACGAGCGCAAGCUUGUUAUGGCCUGCCUGUAUACACUUAGGAAUUUUAUAUAAAAAAAGAAAGAAACAACAACAUGAAACAUGUAACAAACUUAAGUACUAGGCAUGUAGGUGCCCAGAAUCGCCUGAUGCAAAAUAAAAAUAUUAAAAUGGCUCA
Molecule: messenger RNA, 4524 nt
Organism: Orbicella faveolata
Lineage: Eukaryota; Metazoa; Cnidaria; Anthozoa; Scleractinia; Merulinidae
Product: AP-2 complex subunit alpha-2-like
Biological process (GO): intracellular protein transport; clathrin-dependent endocytosis
Cellular component (GO): membrane coat; AP-2 adaptor complex
Molecular function (GO): clathrin-cargo adaptor activity
Source: RefSeq, a predicted model, not a curated record